Messenger RNA from Vicia villosa (hairy vetch), 1194 nucleotides. RefSeq lists its product as uncharacterized. The transcript is spliced from 2 exons. The record is from RefSeq and is a predicted model, not a curated record. Bases 1 to 1194 code for a protein of 397 amino acids. NCBI's taxonomy places the organism in Eukaryota, Viridiplantae, Streptophyta, Magnoliopsida, Fabales, Fabaceae.
AUGGUUGGUGUUACGUCCACCGAAAAGACAUUUGCCGUUGAUUUUGCUUUUAUGGAGUGUGAAAAAGAGGAUAAUUUUAGGUGGGCCUUGGAGGUGUGUCGUUCACUUUUGAAAAAGCAUGUCGAGAUGCCUAAGGCGAUUGUUACGGAACGCGACCCCGCUUUGAUGAAUGCGGUUGCAAAGGUAUUUACUUCUUCCGAUGUAUUACUUUGUCGUUAUCACAUAUCAUGUAGUGUGAGAAGUAAGGUUAAACCCGUCGUGGGGACAAAACAAGUAGCGACCGAAGGUGGGAAAGUGGUGAAGCCCGGAGUGAUUGUUGACCAAAUAUUGAAUGCAUCGGCUCGUUCGUCGACAAAAGAAUUAUAUGCCGAUUCCGUAUUGCAAUUUUGGAAAAUAUGUGAAAAAUAUCCCGAUUUAUUGAAAUACAUUGAAAAUAUCAUUCUUGACAAAGUGAAGGAGAAAUUUGUUUGUGCGUGGACUGAUAAGGGUGAUCUGUGUAAAGCAUGGGACACCAUAAAUCAUAUGAUUUCGAACCAACACAACGAAAUACAAACGUCGUUCGGUCGGAGCAUUACGGUUUUGGAGCAUCGAUUUAAGAACAAAAUCCUUUACUCUCAAUUGAUCGGCAAUGUGUCUCGGGCCGGAUUGAAUUAUAUAUUUCACGAGGCGAAUCGAGGUAAAAUAAUUGGUGGCAAAUCCGCAAAUUGUGGUUGCACUAUUAUUAUCAUGUAUGGUCUCCCGUGUGCUUGUGCUAUUGCUAAAAAAGUGAGAUUAGGUGAGUCAAUAACAGUGAAUGAAAUCACUCUUCAUUGGAAAAGACUUAGUUUUGAUGAUGAUGGUUGUGUCAAAGAAUAUUUGAAUAUCUCUAUUAUUUCCGAAUUGGAGGCGAUACAAGAGAGGUUUUCGAAGGCUGAUGACAACACAAAAUUAUACAUCAAAGAACAAUUGCGGAGGAUUGGAUUUCCCGAAACAACCGACAUGAAACCGUCGUCUCAACCCGUUAAGACAAAAGGUGCUACGAAGAAAGUGAAGUCUACACCAAAUGACAACUCGACAACAUGGUCUCCUUCAUAUUGUGAGCACGUCGACAAACUCUUUCCCGACUCACCUACUCCGAAAUCGCAAAAAUCUCAAAAGAGUUCAAACAAGGGAGCUUGCCUAAGCAAACCGCCUCCAACACCUAUUCCACCGUAA